GGACUGAACGUUCGCACGAUGCCACUCUGCCACUGUGCAGUAAAACACAGUGAAUCAGGCAUGGAGAGGUGCCAUUUUUUACCUGCUGGAGGCCUGAGGGUAUUCUUGCAUUGGAAGGGUGAGGCAGAGGAGCAAUAUCAGACUUACAUGAAAGGGACUCGUUGUGCUGAAGAGAUCUGCAUUGAUAUUGCACAGAAGAUAGGAAUCACACCAAUCUGCUUCAGUUUGUUUGCACUCUAUGACCCACAGACCAAACUGUGGUUUCCUCCCAACUAUGUCUUUGAUGUUGAUAGUGGCAUCAAGAUGACUUUGCAUUUUCGUAUGAG
This is a messenger RNA of Python bivittatus (Burmese python), 326 nucleotides long. Lineage: Eukaryota; Metazoa; Chordata; Lepidosauria; Squamata; Pythonidae. The record is from RefSeq and is a predicted model, not a curated record.